CAUCUGGACAACACCUCCCUGCAACAUCUUUCCUCUUCCAUAUCAUGGCUCCUUCGACAUUCGCAUCCUUGAGCGGUGCUCUUUUCGGCAUGAUUCAGCUCUCCAACUCCCUCAUCAUCACACAGACUGUCCAUCGAUCCUUCUGCCCUGCAACAACUACCGCUUCUCUGCCAAGCUGCGGCUGGAUCUCCGCCAGCGGCUCAACAAGCAUACCGUAUUGCUUUUCGACUUCAUCAUCACAAAUCUCGAUCGCAUCUUCGACAAGGACAGCGCCAGUCAUCUCGAUCACAGUCACACCACUGCCAUCGACCCUCAACACCAAUAUCCUCACAACGACGAUAGUGUCGAGUGUCACAGCCACAGCCACCGCUACCACUCUGAGCACAGUCUAUUUUCCUCCAGGAUAUAAUUCAGCAUCGAGCUCGUCAAGUACUGCUUCCACAACCACGACUGUAACUUCCAUUGGAGAUGGGAGCGCUCCAGUCUAUGGUGGAGCAUCGACGACCACGACCAGCAUCACCUCUACCGCAACACCUCCAGGGUAUCAAGGAGCAUCAAGCUCAUCCAUCACAACCUCCACACUCACCACUUCCACCACCAACAUCGGCGCUCCCGGCUACGGCGACCUCGUGACAACGACUACAACAACAACCACCUCCACCUCCACCAGUCCCACCAACGCCCUCAUAACUCCCAGCAUAGUCCCCACCAGCCUCCCCACCUACUGCUACCAAGACGGCGCCCUCCUCAACGCCGGAGUCAACAUCACCAUCACCGACAACGCCGGCCAAGCCUACGUUCUCCUCUGUCUCAAUUCCGGCCUCGACCUCCUCGGCGUCGGCUUAUCCGGCAUCGCCCUCGCCACCGUUUCCGCACCCAAUUCUGCUGAUGACUGUUUGGCUGUCUGUGACGCCGAAGACGAGUGUACGGGCUUUGCGUUUCAGAGUAUUGCCGGCUGGGGAAUUGGACCGGGAACGUGUUUUUUGUAUUCUGGAAUUGGAUUGUCGUUUACGAAUUCUGAGUUGCUGAAUUUGAUUGCUUUUAUUAAGUUGGAUGCGUUGACUGGGUUGCCGUUGAGGAGGAGGGGGAGGAGGGAGAGCGCGAGGCGAGGGGUGAUGAUGGUGGAUGGUGGGUGGUGAGGAGGAUGAGUCAA
Molecule: messenger RNA, 1153 nt
Organism: Sphaerulina musiva SO2202
Lineage: Eukaryota; Fungi; Ascomycota; Dothideomycetes; Mycosphaerellales; Mycosphaerellaceae
Exons: 2
Coding region: 45-1139 (364 amino acids)
Source: RefSeq, a predicted model, not a curated record